CGGACACAUUUGUCAACAAUAUUUGAAAGAAAUAGGCCUUUUGUGUUUAUAGAAAAAGUCUUAGAUCUUGGAUUUCAGCUCAUACAUAACGGGAGCAAAAACAAAAGUGUUGUUUAUAUUUGUGGUCAGUGUAAGAACAGUUAUUGUAACAGAGACUCUAAAGGACAGUCUAACUUUAUGCCAGUGGUGUGUGUGUAGGCUACUCUUUCCAUGUACAGGAGCGUGAAUAGAGAGUAUUCCUAAAUGGUGUUUUGGAUAUUCAGCAGAGCAAGAUGGCGGCCCCUACAAAACAGUACGGGCUGGUCUUGUCACAGAAGAAAGGAUUGUCAAAGACCCUGCAGAAACACUCGGUGUUCGAGGAUGACUCGGAUGAUGAGACCACAGUUGGGGAGAGUCUGCAGAAAGAAGCUGUCAAAAAGAAGAUGAUGAAGCAGACACGUUUGGAGAUGCAUAAGGCCCUGGACCAGGACAGCACUGUAUAUGACUACGAUGCUGUGUACGAUGACAUUCAAAAACAGAGACUUGAGAGCAACAAAAAAAUUCUUGGAGGUGCUGACAAAAAGCCAAAGUAUAUCCACCAGUUAAUGAAAGCAGUCGAGGACCGAAAAAAAGAACAAGAACGAAGAGACGAGCGGAAGAUCCAGAAGGAAAGAGAGGCAGAGGGAGAACAGUUUGCAGAUAAAGACGCUUACGUUACCUCAGCCUACAAGCAAAAACUGCUGGAGCAGAAGGAGGAGCUGGAGAAAGAGAAAAGACGGGAUGCGUUGGAAGCGGCUUUGGACGUGAAGAAACAAAAAGACCUGAGCGGCUUCUACCGGCACCUGCUGAAUCAGACUGUAGGAGAGGAGGCGAUACCGGAUCACUCGGCAAACAAAACUCAAAACUCAAAGGUUUCAAAAGACGCAGAGAGGACUUCACCUGUUCCCUCAACUACGUCCCAUGACAAUAUCCCAAGUUCAUGCAGCGACAGUGAGGAGGGACAUGAGCAGAAGUCUGGGUUUAGCAAGCCCGGGGUAGGCUCUGCACACUCAAAACGCCAAUACAGACAGAGGUCACCUUCAUCAGGGAGCGGAGAGGAGAAAGAGAAAGAGAAGGAGAAAGACAGACAUAAGAAGAGCCACCGAGAUCAAGACAGAGACAGGGGAAGGGAUAGAGAUAGAGAUAGAGAUAGAGACCGAAACAGGGGAAGGGAUAGGGAUGACAGGCACGGAGGAAGAAGAGAUGACAGGGAUGGAAGGAGAGACAGGGACAGAGACCGAGGCAGAGAAGAUGACAGAGGCAGAGAAGAUGACAGAAGCAGAGGAAAGGAUACAUACAGGGAAGACAGGCACGGGAAGAGGGAGAGGAGCCCUAAGGAAAGAGAGAGGGAUAAGAAUGGGGAAAGAGAGAAGAGGAGGAAUCCAGAUGAAGGCAAGCGGAAGGACAAAGAUCAGGAAGAAGAGAAGGAGAGAAAGAAGGAACCAGAGAAGGAGAAGGCAGUGAAGAGGGAAGAAAAAGAUCCAGAACAUAAGGAAGCAGUCAUAGAAGACGGAGGGGAAAAAGACAAUGAACAGAAACAGGAAGGCGAGGAGAACGAGGAUGUGGAGGAGAAGGGAAACAAGUUUGCAAAGCGUAGCACGGAUCAAACUGUGAAUACGGCGAGAGACAGGUACAUGGCCAGACAAAUGGCACGCUCGUCCUGUAAGACUUAUAUAGAGCAGGAGGAGGACUGAGAGCAGUGCAGCACACGACGCAAGCAUGUCUGAUUUGCCCACAACCUUUAUCUCCAUAGUUAGUAGAAGGCUGAUGUUAUUUUAUGUCUUUCUUUUUCAACAAAUCCAAUGAAAAGACCAAAACCAACAAUGAGUUAGUUCCUUCCUCUGUUAAUACUUUCUGACUCCCCUGCCCAGUUACCCAAGCCCAUUAGCUCCUUCUGAAGAUUGUAAUCUUUAAAAACGGACUCUUUUCGAGGCUCAAUGAUUUCCUACAACAGCUGGCCACUGUGGUAGAGCUGCAACAAUAUGUCGACUCAGCCAUUGGUCGAUCGACAGAAAAAUAAUCGCCAUCUAUUUUGAUAGUCAAUUAAUCAUUUAAGUCAUUUUUCAUGCAACAAGGACAGAAAAUGCUGUUUUCAGUCUCAAAGAUUUGGAGAUUUCUUGCUUUCCUCUGUUUUCUGUAAUACUAAAACUGAACAACAUAUUUACAGACUUGGACUUUAAGAAACUGAGACGGACAUUUUUCACUAUUUGUUUUAGACCAAACGAUUAAUCAAAAAUAUAAUCUGCAGAUUAAUCGAUAAAAAAAUAAUUGUUAGUUGUUAAAAAAGUGCAUUUGAUGGGGACUAUUUUCAGCCGUUGAUAAAUACACAUGUGGUACACAAGUGAGUAUUUACAGCGCUGAUACAGUGCUUCUGGGAUUGAUUCAGAAUGAACUAUGAGGGCCGACCUUGUUCAUAGUAGUGAAGAACACGUCACCCAGUGCAACUGUGGGGCUUGCUGUAAUAGCUUUAGAGGUAGCUGUGACGAUAAUAACUCAUAGCAGGCUUUGGCUAUGCAGAAUUGUUAGUAGGAUCAAUUUUAGUCUUUUCAUGGGAUUUGUUAACAAGAAAAAUAUUAAAUAUUGCUAACCUUAUUCUGUAAUUGCUGACUCCAAUAUACACUGCAGUGGGCAGAUUCAAACAGCAGAGUGUGCUCAUGGUCUUUGUUGACGAGAGAGGGAGAGACCUCGAGAAUAUCUUUCUUUUGGACUUAAAUUGGUGGAUUUUUGGAUUUAUUAUUGUGAAAAUAAGAACACUGACUUGUAAAUAUGAGUUUUGACCGAGAGCCCCUUGUAACAUCACACACAGGAUAGAGGAGAAUGUAAAUAGGACAUUUUAUCUUAUUGUUUCAUUUCGGAAGAAAUGUGGAACAACGUGUGAGCCAGUGAUGUUGUGUUUGAUCACUUUUUGUUGAAGUUUUGUAUUUUUCUGAUGUAGUCAGUGAUGAGUUAAUAAAAAGAAAACGUUUCUGGUC
Messenger RNA from Cottoperca gobio, 2990 nucleotides. It is a transcript of the gene nsrp1, whose product is annotated as nuclear speckle splicing regulatory protein 1. The record is from RefSeq and is a predicted model, not a curated record. Gene Ontology annotation, biological process: regulation of alternative mRNA splicing, via spliceosome. The transcript has 8 exons. Lineage: Eukaryota; Metazoa; Chordata; Actinopteri; Perciformes; Bovichtidae. The coding region runs from base 273 to 1712 and encodes 479 amino acids.